Molecule: messenger RNA, 2703 nt
Organism: Pipistrellus kuhlii (Kuhl's pipistrelle)
Lineage: Eukaryota; Metazoa; Chordata; Mammalia; Chiroptera; Vespertilionidae
Gene: VPS53
Product: VPS53 subunit of GARP complex
Exons: 22
Coding region: 152-2698 (848 amino acids)
Biological process (GO): retrograde transport, endosome to Golgi
Cellular component (GO): GARP complex
Source: RefSeq, a predicted model, not a curated record
CCCGGCUUCCCGGAAGUGCCCGGCUAGCCGACCGAGCCGGAGCUCGCCGGGGCGCUGCACGCCGCCGCGGGUCGCGGUUCUGCGGGUCUGGUGACCGCAGGGGGCCCGACUCGGGGUUGCGGCGCGUGUCCGGGGGGAGCUGGGCGGCGGGAUGAUGGAGGAGGAGGAGCUGGAGUUCGUGGAGGAGCUGGAAGCGGUGCUGCAGCUCACGCCCGACGUGCAGCUCGCCAUCGAGCAGGUAUUUCCAAGCCAGGAUCCUCUAGAUCGAGCAGAUUUCAAUGCUGUGGAGUAUAUCAAUACCCUGUUCCCCACGGAGCAAUCUCUGUCAAACAUAGACGAAGUUGUGAACAAGAUUAGACUGAAAAUAAGGAGACUGGAUGACAAUAUUCGAACUGUUGUAAGAGGCCAAACAAAUGUGGGACAAGAUGGCAGGCAAGCACUUGAAGAGGCCCAGAAAGCGAUUCAGCAACUCUUCGGCAAAAUCAAAGAUAUCAAAGACAAAGCAGAAAAAUCAGAGCAAAUGGUUAAAGAAAUCACCCGUGAUAUUAAGCAGUUAGAUCAUGCCAAACGCCACCUGACCACCUCAAUCACAACGCUGAACCACCUGCACAUGCUGGCAGGCGGUGUCGAUUCCCUCGAAGCCAUGACCAGGCGAAGGCAGUAUGGAGAAGUUGCUAAUCUUCUUCAGGGUGUGAUGAACGUUCUAGAGCACUUCCACAAGUACAUGGGAAUUCCACAGAUCCGGCAGCUUUCCGAAAGAGUGAAGGCUGCCCAGACUGAGUUAGGACAGCAAAUCCUGGCUGAUUUUGAAGAAGCGUUUCCCUCCCAGGGUUCCAAGAGGCCAGGAGGACCCAGCAAUGUCCUACGAGAUGCGUGUCUGAUUGCUAAUAUUUUGGACCCCCGAAUCAAGCAGGAAAUCAUUAAAAAGUUUAUUAAACAGCAUCUGUCAGAGUACCUAGUCCUUUUUCAAGAAAACCAAGAUGUUGCCUGGCUGGACAAAAUCGACAGACGCUAUGCCUGGAUCAAACGCCAGCUUGUGGACUAUGAGGAGAAAUUCGGCCGAAUGUUUCCACGUGAGUGGUACAUGACCGAGAGGAUUGCAGUAGAAUUUUGCCACGUCACAAGGACAGAACUUGCCAAGAUUAUGCGGACCAGAGCUAAGGAAAUUGAAGUGAAAUUGCUUCUUUUUGCUAUUCAGAGAACAACUAACUUUGAGGGAUUCCUUGCAAAACGCUUCUCUGGCUGCACUCUGACAGAUGGUGCUCUGCCCACCCUGUCCCAGGCAAUUGUAGUAUCGUGGGGAAAAAUGGGCCACAACGCCCAUGAAAAUGCCCUUAAAGACAGUGCAAGUCACAGAAGGAAGUGGGCACCAGCAAUGACAUUGAAAGAAACCUGUCUCUCUCCCACGAAAAAAAACUCGAGUCUCCACCCCCAUCUACCAAUCCUUUCCUGGAAGAUGAGUCAACACCAGAGAUGGAAGAACUGGCCAUGGAGAAAGGAGAUUCAGAUCAAAAACCUCGGGGAGCUGAUAGAUCGGUUUGUGGCGGAUUUCAAAGCCCAGGGGCCACCUAAGCCCAACACUGACGAAGGGGGAGCCGUGCUCCCCAGCUGUGCCGACCUCUUUGUGUACUACAAGAAGUGCAUGGUGCAGUGCUCCCAGCUCAGCACCGGGGAGCCCAUGAUCGCUCUGACCACCAUCUUCCAGAAGUACCUCCGGGAAUACGCCUGGAAAAUCCUCUCUGGCAACCUGCCCAAAACCACCAGCAGCAGUGGAGGGCUGACCAUCAGCAGCCUCCUCAAGGAAAAGGAGGGCUCCGAAGCGGCCAAAUUCACCCUGGAGGAGCUCUGCCUCAUCUGCAGCAUCCUGAGCACGGCAGAGUACUGCCUGGCCACCACGCAGCAGCUGGAAGAAAAACUCAAAGAAAAGGUUGAUGUAAGUCUGACAGAACGAAUCAAUCUGACUGGAGAAAUGGACACAUUCAGCACUGUCAUCUCGAACAGCAUCCAGUUGUUGGUUCAGGACCUGGAUGCCGCCUGUGACCCGGCCCUGACUGCCAUGAGCAAGAUGCAGUGGCAGAACGUGGAGCACGUUGGUGACCAGAGCCCCUAUGUCACCUCUGUCAUUCUUCACAUCAAGCAGAACGUGCCCAUCAUCCGUGACAACCUGGCUUCAACACGGAAAUACUUCACUCAGUUCUGCAUUAAAUUUGCAAACUCCUUCAUUCCCAAGUUCAUCACCCACCUCUUCAAGUGCAAGCCAAUUAGCAUGGUGGGAGCAGAACAGCUGCUGCUGGACACCCAUUCCCUGAAGAUGGUCCUGCUCGACCUGCCUUCCAUUGGCUCCCAGGUGGUGAGGAAAGCACCUGCCAGUUACACCAAGAUUGUUGUGAAAGGCAUGACCCGGGCCGAGAUGAUCCUCAAGGUGGUGAUGGCCCCUCACGAACCCUCAGUGGUGUUUGUGGACAACUACAUCAAGCUCCUCACAGACUGCAGCACAGAAACCUUCCAGAAGAUACUGGACAUGAAGGGGCUGAAGAGGAGCGAGCAGAGCAGCAUGCUGGAGCUCUUCCGCCAGAGGCUCCCCACCCCGCCCGCAGGGCCCGAAGCCGCCAGCUCCCUGUCCCUGCUGGCCCCCACCCCGGAGCAGGAGUCCUCCCGCAUCCGCAAGCUGGAGAAGCUGAUUAAAAAGAGGCUGUAGGAGCA